UGUCCAAUAGGAGGACUCCUGGGGACACAGCCGCGCAGAUGUGUGAGCAGGUCGCAGCGUAGGAAGAAUCAGUGACAGCAGGAGCAACGUCUGCAAACUGGUGACAAAUUAGAGUGUGUUGAACAAGCAAGAUGUCCUUUGCCAGCGACAAACUUUAUGAUGGUUAUUUGCGGCUGAAUAUGCCAACCAUUGUUACCAAUGUGAAAGUGAGACAAAUAGUGCCGUACCUUCCCUGCCUGACGGCUCAUGACAGGGAAGACAUAGAGGCCAAACGGGAAACUUCUGGGAAUUUCAAUGCCAUGGUGCUUCUCCUGGACUGUCUGAAGAGACGGGAGAACUGGCCGGAGCAGUUCAUCCAGGCGCUAGCGGCUUGUGAGCACAAAAGCCUCGCAGCUGAAAUCAAAAAAGAAUACGACUCCCUGCUACAGGUUAACAAUCCCAGCUCAGGCUCGGCUGCAGCUACUGUGGUCAGGGCUCAUGUCCACCCGGCUCCAGCUGCCAGCCAGCUGCCCGUCUCCGAGAGCAUUGCGGAUGUUCAGCCGGCUCCCCCUGAGCCAGCCUCUCAGGCUCCGGCUCCUGUCCACUCUCCUGCACAGCAGCAAGUGCCUCAGAUGGCGGCCGAUUCCCCACCUGAACCCAUCUCUGAGCCGCCCGCUCAGGAUGAGCUUCCACGCCUUCCGUCUACUCCGCCCCCAUCUCCUGAGAUCCAGCAUGCAGCCGAGGGAAAACACGCUCCCCACCAGGAGCCGGAGGAAAACUCAGAGUCUGAUAUCCAGAAUCCUUCUGGUGAUACCGGCGCAGGGAGGAAAGAGGCUGUCGUCGUGGUGACCUCCCCUCAGGAGCAGCAGCAGCAACGUCCGGUCCCUCAAAGUGGAGCUGAUCAUCUCCAAGCAGCAGCCGCCACAAAGCCGAGUCUGUCUUUAACGUCGGUCAGCUCUGAUGUGUCUGGUGGGUCAUCUGUGCUAACUCUGACUCCAGAGAAACAGCCAGUCCAGGACACCACCCCACCAGCACACAAGGUUCCUCUGCAGCCCCAGAUGAGCACUGAACAUACAGCUGCUCAGGCUGUUAAAAGUAGACCACAGACUGUAGCUUCUUCUUCUCCUGAGCCGUUUGCCAACAAGAGAGAUGGCUUUCAUCAAGACGCCGAUGAUAACUCGGUGUGCCUGAGCAAACCUACUCAGCUCGUCAGCAUCCAGCCAGUUAAUCACCCCAGUCCUCCAGUCCAGUCGCAGAGCUCCUCGCUGCAGCCUUACUCCGGCGACAGUGAGCGACUGGAACUAAGCGACCCUUCGUCAGACACCUGUCUUCCUUCCUGCACCGCUCAAGUCGAGAAGCCUGAUUCAGCAGAACCACAUCAGGAGAACGGGAAUGUUCCAGACCACAGCGAACCAGAGGAGAACCACUACGAGUCUCCAAACCAGAGCUUCGACGUGGCGGAGAACGUGGUUCACGUGGCAGAGAUGCCAUCCAUCCUGAAUCUUGACGGCCAAGCUCCAGAGCCACAACUUCAAAUCGUCAACGGAGAACCGGCCAAAGGAAGCUUUUCUGCAUGCAUCAACGCUGCAGAUGACACUGCGUUGAGUUUUAACAGCCGCCACAGCGAGAACUACACCCCCAUCGAGUCAAAGCCUCUGCCCAGUUCAGAGAAAACCACUCCUCCCGACCCCAGCGACGGCCAAUCCAUGACAAGAAAGUACAUUCUGAUCGGUGCUGGAGUGGGGGCAUGUGCUCUGUUGAUGGCGUUGAAGUUUAAGCGUUAAAGACAGGCAAGUUAAGGGGGUAAGGAUAGUGACUGAGAAUCAUCAUGGUGUCAUAUUGUAAUCUUUGCACCCAGACGGCACAGGACAGACGCUCAACAAUUACAGGUACCAUGCCAAACCUUUGUUCGUGUCAUUAAUUCAUAUCUGUUGUUGGUGUUCAGCAAUGAAUGAAUUUGACUUUGGCAUAAA
Molecule: messenger RNA, 1952 nt
Organism: Xiphophorus couchianus (Monterrey platyfish)
Lineage: Eukaryota; Metazoa; Chordata; Actinopteri; Cyprinodontiformes; Poeciliidae
Gene: mavs
Product: mitochondrial antiviral signaling protein
Exons: 5
Coding region: 132-1763 (543 amino acids)
Source: RefSeq, a predicted model, not a curated record